GUGAGUGGGUGGGCAGCAAAAGGUCCCGACGGCUACUUGUUGGUCUUCCGUCGCACUCUGCGGCCCUCUGGCGCCUCUGAGGGCCGCUUGCGUGACGAUACCAGCCUGUCUUGCUUCUCUCUCUCAGUCUGCGCCACCAUCGUCUUCCGACAGUGAAUCGCUUCUGCCUUGGCCUCACUGUCACCCCCAUACUCAGACAGAGAGAAGUUGCGGCUCCGUCGCUUUCCAGACGCAUCAACCCAGUUGGCCACCCAUGCCUUGCUCUUCUUGCACCACCUCACACCCCUGUGGCCGCUCUGCUUCUCGACUGGCUGCCGGAGGCUCGCCGCACCGCUCGCUUCCGCCUCCUUGCGGCACGCGACGGCCUUGUCGUAGGCCUCCUCGAUGUCGCCGUGUGUGCUGAUGGUGAAGGUCUUCAAGUGCUUCCUGCCGCCCUGCUCCCAGUACGCCCCCCAUGCCUUGUUGCCUUUGUCGAAGUAGACGCCCUUGACAUUCUUGGCGAGCAGCUGGUCGAUGAGCUUCCAGCGACCGCGGCCGAGACUGGGGACACUCUGAGCAGAGAGGGAAGGGACACACAGAAAACCAUUAUCGAAAAGGGCCACACAUCGCAUUUCGUGCACUCGCGUACCUUGCGCUGAUCCGGCCAGAUCUUCUCCAUGUCCUUGCGCCGCUUGAUGGCCGUCUCCUUGGCGCGCUUCUCGCCCAUCUUGGCCACAGAGAAGUACUCCUGCUUCUGCUUGCCGUUCUCGUACCAUGACGCGAUCCAAUAGCCGUUCUCGUCAUCGUGGUACACACCGGUGAUCUCGUUCUUGUUGCGGCUCAUGAUGGGACGGCCAGCCUUCUCGUUGUCUUGCUCGUUCUGCCGGCGACACGCCUCUGCCUCGGCCUUGGCCUCGUCGUAGCCCCCAUGCUUGCUCACGGAGAAGCUCUUGGGUUUCCACUUGCCGUCCAUCUUGACCAUGGCACUCCACGUUUGGCGCUUGUCGUCGAAGCGCACGCCUCGGACGGUCGACUGGUGGGUGGGGGCUGUCGGCCCGGCCGCCUUGCCGGCCGCCUUGGGCUGCUUGAAGGUGGAGUCGCUCAGAUGGUCACCACCACUCCCUGACACACACACACAGCACACAAAGCAGUCUGGUGUAGGUCGCGCCAUCGGCAUGUGUGCGAAUGUGGGUGUGUCUGCGUACCUGAGCUCUCGGGCUCAUCGUCCUCAUCCUCGUCGUCAUCAUCAUUGUCUGCAACAGGAAAGCACACCAGAGAUGUGCUCGACGCGCUCUCUCUCUCUCUCCCUCUGUGUGUGUGUGUGUGUGUGUGUGUGGCUGACCAUCGGGUGGGUUGUAGUCCUCGUCGUUGUCGUCAUCGCUGCUGCCCUGGUCGUCGCUCGAGCCGCCCUCGUCGUCAGGCGGGUCGCCACCCACACGGCCACGAGCAGCACCCUUGCGAGCCUGCCGCUUCCGGCCGAGGCGAUCUGCCGCAGCAAACACGGAUAGCAUCCCCAUGCAGUGGUUCGCGUUGUGCCGUGAAUGUGUGUGCAUCGGCAUACCGUUGAGGGGCAUCACCUCGCUGCGGGCAGCGGCGAAACGGUCUGCAGCGGCAAAAGAAAUCCCUGACCAUGAUCGCCACCCACACCCACACCGCCAGCGGCACCACCUGAGCCCGACACCUGGGUCGCAGCACCCUGACACAUCACACACCACACCACACCAGAGGAUGGUCUCUCCAUGGGGCAGCCGUCUGUGCGUGUGUGGUGUUGUCCUCACCACAUGGGUCAUGUUGUCGAGAUCGUCGCUUGCACCUGAGCCGGUCGGCGCCCGGGUCGAUAAAGCACCCAUAGUGGAGUCGGUCUGAGCACACACAAGAGGGAGAGGCAGGAAAUGAGACGACCUGCGAGAACUGCCCGUGGCCUCCGCACGCACGGCGGCAUGACAGACACGGGGCGUGCAGUGGUGUGCGUAUUCCUGUCUGACUGUUUGUCUCACAUCAUAGUCAGCACGAGAAACCGAAGCCGACGCGCCUGCAGCUUUCUCCCCCUUGCCCUUGCCCUUGCCGCCCGACACAAUGCUGACACACAAAACUUGAACAACACACACACAUACAGAGAACAGGUGACACAAACAAAUGAGCAAGAGUCGCCAAUUUCAGCCUGCCCACAUCGCUGCCCACCCGUCAGCCCAGCCCUCACCUGUCAGCCUCCACGCCUCCGACGCCGCAGCCACUCCAAAAUUGAGUCACUCCUCGAAGCACGCCGCCUCUGUUUGCUGAGACCGCCGUUUGCGCGAAGAUCUACGUAUCCCCUGGUGUCACCCUGCAGAGCACAAUAGACAGGCCGCGAGGAAAAAAACUGACGAACGAACGAACGGGCCGACCCUUGCAAGCUCGCGAUCCACUCGGCGUGACAGAGAGGGUGUCUUUUGCCUCCUUUGCGGAGCGCACUGAUUCAUCCGUUCGCGGCGCUGCCGACAGCCUGGCGGCCUCGUAUCUCUCAGAAGACAUGAUCAACACAUUCGUUCACACGACAGAAUGAGCAGAGUGAUAGUAUCACACGGUCCACACACACACUCACAGCACCACGGCAUCAACACAGGAUGCCGCUUGGUGGGGCUCUUCGAGCUGAUGGAGAACCGAGGACCCUCAGCUGAGGGUCGCAGCACACCCAUCCGCUUGAAGGACCCGACAACGCAUCAGGCAGCGAGUAGUGAGUCCUGAGCAGCGAGCAGUGGGCCGGUAGGAAACUGCUGCAUGCCAAGCACGCCAACUCGGCCGGGUGACGGCUCACCUCCCCUCACCGCGACCGCCGACCGUGCCGUUCCUUGUCCACACCAGGGAACGCACAGACGGCGGACGCCGUGGUGCCAAGCGACCCGUCACCCGGGUGUCCGUGUGUUGUUUCAUUGUAAAACGUGAGCCAGUCAGUGAGUCAUUGCAAAACCACCAUUGUGCAUUGAGGCGAGCGAGAAGCAGGUAGGAAGAGAGAUAGUGUCUGUCCACUGAGAUAGUGUCUGUCCGCUGAUCAGAUCACACACACGUACGCACACACCAAGACAGACAAGAGAGGUUAAAAAGGCAGACAGGCACCGCACGCACACCACAGCACAGCAAGUGUCUGUGUCUGUCUGUCUAGAAAGAAGGAAGGGUGAUAUUUACACUCAACACCGGAUGGCUGGAUGGCCUGCCUGCCGGUUUAUCGUGAUGUGCACACGCACGACCUCUCCCUGGCUCACGCGUGCAAAGGCUACCUUCGUAGCUUGCUUGACGGGCCGGGGCUGGACUGACCAACAUGACAGAGAGAAAGGGGUAGACACCAUGCCAUUGCCAUCAAUCCAUCCGUUCGUUGUCAUUGUUCCG
This is a messenger RNA of Vitrella brassicaformis, 3342 nucleotides long. Lineage: Eukaryota; Vitrellaceae. The record is from the annotation of a GenBank genome assembly.